Messenger RNA from Aedes albopictus (Asian tiger mosquito), 1739 nucleotides. Its product is annotated as trypsin-2. Gene Ontology annotation, biological process: proteolysis. Gene Ontology annotation, molecular function: serine-type endopeptidase activity. The coding region runs from base 879 to 1682 and encodes 267 amino acids. The record is from RefSeq and is a predicted model, not a curated record. The transcript is spliced from 2 exons. NCBI's taxonomy places the organism in Eukaryota, Metazoa, Arthropoda, Insecta, Diptera, Culicidae.
AGUUCCUGGAGGUAUCUCCAAAGGAAUUUCCGGAGAAAUACUUGCGGGAAUUCUUGGAAGAAGCCUUGCAGGAAUUCCCUGAGGAUCACUGGAGGAUUUUCUGUAGGAAUUCCAGAAAGAAUUCCUGAAUAAAUUCUAGGAGGAAUCAUAAAGCAAUCCCUAGAAGAUUUCCUGAAGGAAUUGCAGAACGGAUUAUUGAAGAAAACACACAAGCAAUUCUUGUAAAAAUCCUCAAGAAAUUCCAAGAAGAGUUUGUGGAGGAACUUCUGGAGAAAUCCUUGUAGCAAUUCCUAAAGGAAUCCAAGGAGGACUCCCGGAAGCAAUUCCAAAAGGAAUUGCUAAGGAAAUUCCUGGAUGAAUUCACUGAGGAGUUCCUGCAAGAAUUUCAGGAGGAAUUUCUUAAAGAAUCCUUAAAGGAGUAACAGGAGGAAUAAAAUAAUCCCUGAAACUAUUCUUGAAAGAUUCAACGGAUAUACUUUCGGGGUGGUGAUGGAAUUCAUCAUCAUUCCCAGAAGAAACAGCAACGGUCACGAAUGAUUCACCACCGCACCACUGUACCAUAAACAUGACACCAAGAACUCCGAUACCAUUAAACCAAUAGGCUAUUUAUCGUAAUUGGUAUUUCUGUCAUCAUAUUGUUGAUCGAUUUUCUGAACAAAGUCAAGUGUACCUAUACAUAUAUCCAAUGAACGAAACUCAAUCGAAAAAUUAGUCGCUUGUAGAUUGAUUCGGAAACUAUGAUUGACUGCUACUGUUCCACGCUACUGAUAAGAUAGCCGCUUCCGUAACAUUGUAACAGCACAUCGAUGAUGCCGAGCCGAGCGCCAACAUAACUGCCAAUCGUUUGGUAACCGUUUCACAGACCGUCAUUUGUCGGGAUGACGUACGCAAUCGUCUUCGCUGUUUGUACCUUCGCCGUGCUUUCACUAGCCGUGGGAGCAGAUCUCCCAGAUCCCUUGCUAGUCGGAGGAACCGAAUCAACAUGGGGUAGCUUCCCUUCGGCUGCUUUCAUCAGAACUCCCACACUGAGCUUCUGCGGAGCAGCAGUCAUCCACCCGGAAUUCGUACUCACGCUGGCGCAAUGCGUACUCAACGGAACUGCCACACACCUGCCGGAACACGUGGAAAUCAUUGCCGGCGAUUUGAAUGUGUUUCCACAGUCUGUGGAGCGGCAGACCAGAAGCGGGCGCGAAAUCAUCGUCCAUCGGAACUUUACCGCGUUCAACCUGCGCAAUGACAUCGCUCUGGUACGGGUUGAUCGGGCGUUCAAGCUGCCGUCCAACACGGUCGAGUUGGCUGUUCGUCGGAAACGGAUCACUCCAAGCGAGGAGGUUUGUCUCCUGCCGGGGUGGAACAUUCAACGAACGACCACAUCCGGUAAGAUCGAAUCCGGCCAGAAGUACCUGAGCGUGGAGAUUUUGGAUCGGGACAUGUGCAACGAGGCGCACAUUCACGAGGGUCGCGUCCGGGAGAGUAUGCUUUGCGGCGGAAACCUCUUUCAGAGCUCGAAUGCUGCCUGCAGUGGAAACCUGGGAUGUCCGCUGUAUUGCGGCGAGCAGUUGGUGGGCUUGAUGUCCUUUGGAGCGAACUGUGGGCUGGCAAAUGAUCCGCCGGUGUUCAGUCAGGUGCGGUAUUUCAACCGGUGGAUUGACGAGGAGAUAUUGGAGCGAGUUGUGAAUUAAAAAUCAUAUGUUCAAUGGAUUGUGAUAAUUUUCAUGAAAUAUGUAAUAAUAUAGAUU